UGAAGGCCGCGUGAGGAGAGGCGGCGAAGAUGGGUCGGUCGGGGCGGUUGGGGUCCGGCAUGGCCGCCAGACUGAAGCGAUGGAAGAAGGGCCACAGCAGCGACUCCAACCCGGAGACCUGCCGGCACCGGCAGGCCGCGCGCAGCCGCUUCUUCAGCCGCCCCGCAGAAAAGAGCGAUCUGACUAUGGAUGCCCUGAAGCUGCACAAUGAACUUCAAGCGGGGCCCCUGCCCGUGGGUCAGCGGGGUGGGACGCGGACCUCCAUGGAGCACGAGGAAGAAGGACCGGCCCUCACCGAGAAGUCAGCAGCCACCUUCCUCAGCGGCCUCUCCGACUGCACCAACGUCACCUUCAGCAAAGUGCAGCGCUUUUGGGAGUCCAGCUCCGCGGCUCAUAAGGAGAUCUGUGCGGUCCUGGCUGCUGUCACCGAAGUGAUCCGUUCGCAGGGAGGGAAGGAGACGGAGACCGAGUACUUUGCGGCCCUGAUGACCACCUUAGAAGCCGUGGAGUCGCCUGAUUCUCUCGCUGCCGUUGCUUAUCUGCUGAACCUAGUGCUGAAGCGCGUACCAAGCCCCGUGCUCAUCAAGAAGUUCUCUGACACCUCCAAGGCCUUGAUGGCCAUCCUGGCAGCCCAGGCCAGCAGCAGCAGCUCCAGCCCUGCCCUCCGAUGGGUUCUCUCCUGCCUGGCUACUCUCCUGCGGAAGCAAGACCUGGCUGCGUGGGGCUUCCCCAUCACCCUGAAGAUUUACCACGGGCUGCUAAGCUUCACUGUCCACGCCAAGCCCAAGAUCCGGAAGGCGGCUCAGCACGGGGUGUCUUCCGUUGUGAAGGGGAGCGACUUCCUGUUCGGAGAGGCGGCUCCCGCCCACCACCCGGCUGCCCCCUCCACCGCCAAGUUCUGCAUCCAGGAGAUCGAGAAGGCUGGAGGCUCCAGGGAGGCCACCACCACCCUGCAUGUUCUGACGCUGCUCACGGAGCUGCUGCCCUGCUUCCCGGCGGGGGCCGUGAAGAGCUGCAGUGAGACGCUCCUCAGGGUUAUGACCCUUAGCCAUGUGCUGGUGACCGCCUGCGCCAUGCAGGCCUUCCACAGCCUCUUCCACGCCAGGCCCCGCCCGGAAUCUCUGUCCGCCGAGCUCAAUGCCCAGAUCAUCACGGCCCUGUACGACUACCUACCCAGUGAGAAUGACCUCCAGCCUCUGCUGGCCUGGCUCGCCGUCAUGGAGAAGGCCCACAUCAACCUGGUCAGGUUGCAAUGGGACCUGGGCCUGGGCCACCUCCCUCGCUUCUUUGGGACCGCCAUGAACUGCCUGCUCUCGCCCCACGCGCAGGUGGGGGCCGCCGCCACCGAGAGCCUGAAGGUCCUCGUGGCAGAAUGCGUCGCCCCCCACAUGGACGACAUCGGACCCGUUUCCACCUCGGCCUCCGGCCCUGCCCUGUGCGUCUCCAAGAUGUUCAGGGCCGUGGAGGAGGGCCUGACGUAUCGCUUCCACGCGGCCUGGGCUUCGGUCCUGCAGCUGCUGAGGAGCUUCUUCGAGGCGUGUGGAAAGCAGGCGCAUCCCAUCAUGAGGAAGUGUCUCCAGUCCCUGUGCGACCUGCGCCUCUCCCCGCACUUCCCCCUGACGGUGGCGUUGGACCAGGCCGUGGGCGCGGCGGUGAGCAGCAUGGGGCCGGAGGUGCUGCUGCAGGCCGUGGCCCUGGAGAUCGAUGGUUCUGAGGAGACCCUGGACUUUCCCCGGAGCUGGUUGCUGCCCGUGAUCCGGGACCACGUCCGCGGCACACGGCUUGGCUUCUUCACCUCCUACUUCCUGCCCCUGGCCAUGACUCUGAAGAGCAGAGCCAAUGAACUGGCACAAGCGGGAAGUACUGUGGAGUCCAAAAUCUAUGACACCCUGCAGUGGCAGGUGUGGACCCUCUUGCCGGGCUUCUGCACUCAACCCACCGACGUGGCCACCGCCUUCAAGGGGCUGGCCCGCACCCUCGGCACAGCCAUCAGCGAGCGGGCUGACCUGCGGCUGACCGUGUGCCACGCCCUGCGCACCCUGAUCACCAAGGGCUGCCAGGCAGAGGCUGACCGCACAGAAGUGGGCCGCUUUGCCAAGAACUUCCUGCCCAUCCUGUUCAACGUGUAUAGCCAGCCGGCUGGGGCUGGGGAAGGCACGGCCUCCCGGCGGGCCGUGCUGGACACCGUCAAAACCUACCUCACUGUCGCCGAGCCUGAGCUGGUGUCCGGGUUCCUAGAGAAAGCGAGCGAGAAGGUGACGGACCCCAACAGCACCGAAUUCACCAGGCUGUCCAUCCUUGACCUGAUUGUGGCGUUGGCACCUCACGUGGAUAAGAACUCAAUCAACAACCUGUUCCGUACAAUCCGGCCCCAUUUGGAGAGCAAGGAGCGGGGGCUGCAGAAGAAGGCCUACCGAGUGCUGGAGGAGCUUUGUGCCAGCCAGCAGGGCCCUGGGGAGCACUUUGUGCAGAGCAAUCUGGACGAGUUGAAGACGACCUUGCUGGGCUCCCUGCGCAGCGCCGCCUCCCCCGCCAAGAGGCCCCGCCUGAAGUGCCUGUUCCACAUCGUGAAGCAGCUGACGGGCGAGCAUGAGGAGUUUGUCACCGCUCUGGUCCCCGAGGUGAUCCUCUGUACCAAAGAGGUGUCCGUGGGAGCCCGGAAGAACGCCUACGCCUUGCUGGUGGAGAUGGGCCAUGCUUUCCUCCGCUUCGGCCCCAGCCAGGAAGAUGCCCUGCAGCGAUACCUGCUUCUGGUCUACGCCGGCCUCACGGGCUCCGUCACCAUGGUCAGCUGCAGUACCCUCGCCCUCACCCGCCUCCUGUUUGAGUUCCGAGGUCUGAUGGGGGCGGAGACGGUGGAGCAGCUGCUGAGGAACGUGUGCCUGCUGCUGGCUUCUCGGACCCGCGACGUCGUCAGGUCGGCCCUGGGUUUCGUCCAGGUGGUCCUGCUGGUCAUGGAUGUGGCGCUCCUGGCCAAACACCUCCAGCUCAUGAUGGAGGCCAUUGGGAACCUGACGGACGACAUGCGGCGUCACUUCCGCCUGAAACUCAGGAACCUGUUUACCAAGUUCAUCCGCAAGUUUGGCUUCGAACUGGUCAAGGGGCUGCUCCCCGAAGACUACCACAAGGUCCUUGUGAACAUCCGCAAAGCCGAGGCCCGUUCCAAGAAACAGCGGGCUCUGCGCCAGGCGGCCGCGGAGGAAGAGGAAGAGGAGCCCGUCCAGCUCCGGGGAGAUGGAAUCGAAGAGAUCUUGGCUGACUCAGAGGAGGAAGAGGAGGAGGAGGAGCAAGCCUGGCGGGGCAGGGAGCAGAAGAAGCUGAUGCGGCAGAAGAGCCGUGCCUGGUUGAAGGAGGGCAGUGGCGAUGAGCCCCUCAACUUCCUGGACCCCAAUGUGGCCCAGCGAGUCCUGGCUACCCAGCCCCGGGUCAAGCGGAACAGGAAACAAGGCCACGACUUCAAGAUGAGCGCCGACGGGCGUCUGAUCAUCCGCGACGACGAGGAGGAGGAGGAGGAGGAGCCGGAAGAGGAGGAGAGCUCCAAAGCUGCGGAUGAGGAAACGGCGGACCUCGAGCAGGAAGUGGGCAUCUGGAGUAAGAAAGCCCAGAAGCGCAAGCUGCGGAAAGAACACGACGAUGAGGAGCUGGAGCCCCGACCUCAGUACAAAGCCGGGGGCUCUGGCAUCCAUCGUCCUCUGUCAAAAAAACCCGCUGGGGCUGACUACAAGGCCAAGAGAGCGAGAGGGGACGUGAAGAAGAAGGGCAACCCAGACCCGUACGCCUACAUCCCCCUCAAUAAGGCCAAGCUGAACCGCAGGAAGAAGGCCAAGAUGCAGGGGCAAUUCAAAGGGCUGGUGAAGGCUGCCAAACGGGGGGCCCGGACCGGGUUCAAGAACCGCAAGAAGGAGCGUCGGAGCUGACGCUCCAGGACCCCCGGUGAAUCCCACCCACCACCGGGAGCAGGAAGGCGGAUUUGGAAACGGAUGGGCCGAGCGAGCUAGGGCACGGAUCCUGCACGGCCCCUGGCGGGCCGGAUGACGGGAAUGGGGGCGAGGCCUCCCGACCGCUGCCACCCAGGAUAAGCCCAGGGGACAACGUGUCUCAGAUUGGAGCCGCGCAGCAGGAGAGACCGUGGUCACCACCAGGCCUCUGGACUCUGCUUGAGGGGGCCCGAGCGUGUGUGCUGUGUGUGUGUGUGUGCACGCCUGGAGCGGGGCUGCAUGCCGCUGCUGAUGGGGCUGAGUCUCUCUUAGCAAAAGGGUAGAGAAUAAAUACGCUAAUGACCAUCA
Molecule: messenger RNA, 4286 nt
Organism: Tachyglossus aculeatus (Australian echidna)
Lineage: Eukaryota; Metazoa; Chordata; Mammalia; Monotremata; Tachyglossidae
Gene: RRP12
Product: ribosomal RNA processing 12 homolog
Source: RefSeq, a predicted model, not a curated record